CGUCGUAAAAGCCACGAAUAGUGCUUCACAAUUUUGGCAGAGGAGCAUACGAACCCUAAAACUAGAUGCUUAGAUUGAGCUUCUACUUUUGAGACGAGGUCGUUGAUUGAUAUGACCAUCAGCUCAUCUUCGAAAAAGCACGGUCAAGAUCUGCCAGAAUUAAGUGGUCCUACCCCCAAAUCCCAGCGAACCAAAAUGGGCAAAUCUGAUGACAACGAUAAGAAGAACCUGGGUAAGAAACUCAAAGAUGUGGAAAUAAGCGUUCCAAUAGUGUAUGGAAACAUAGCAUUUUGGCUUGGGAAAAAGGCUAGCGAGUAUCAGUCGCAUAAAUGGACAGUAUAUGUUCGUGGAGCAACCAAUGAGGAUCUUGGGGCGAUAAUAAAACGUGUUGUUUUUCAGUUGCACUCUAGUUUCAAUAAUCCCACCCGUGUUGUGGAGUCACCGCCUUUUGAACUCUCAGAGGCAGGAUGGGGGGAAUUUGAAGUUGCCAUCACACUUUAUUUUCACAGUGAUGUUUGUGACAAGCCUUUGAACUUAUAUCAUCACUUGAAGUUGUAUCCAGAGGAUGAAAACAGUUCCAUGUCUGCAAAAAAGCCUGUUGUUGUGGAGUUUUAUGAUGAGAUAGUUUUCCCUGAUCCUUCGGAGGCCUUUUUAGCUCGUUUGCAGAGUCAUCCAGCUGUGAACUUACCAAGAUUACCUGCUGGGCUUACAUUGCCUCCUCCUGUACCUGUUGAGGAUGCAAGUAAAAGGAGGAAAGGUGAUACUAAAGAUCAUUCUUUAAGUCAAUGGUUCACGAAUUUCUCAGAAGCAGAUGAGCUCUUACAGCUUGCGGCAGCUCGACAGCAGGUUCAAGCACAUAUUGCUAAACUCAGACGACAGAUAAACUUGAUAGAUGGACAGCAUCAGCAGUUUAAAUCUUCUUCUGACCAGUAGAUGUACAAUUAGGAUUUUGGUGGCUCUUUUUGUAAUGACUGAAGGAGCAGAAGAAUGGGAUGAUUGUGUGCUUCUAAUCAGCUAGUUGUUUCUUCAAUUGUAUUGUAACUUGUUUCGUUUCUUUUUUUUUUUUGUCAACGAUGUUGUAAUUUUAGAGUAGUGUACCUCUGCCAAUAAACAGAAGCGGCCAAAUGUGUAUGAUUUAACCAUAAAAGAUUAGAAAAUGUAGUAUUUCUCAUUUA
Messenger RNA from Vigna angularis (adzuki bean), 1175 nucleotides. Its product is annotated as transcription initiation factor TFIID subunit 14b. Bases 112 to 933 code for a protein of 273 amino acids. The record is from RefSeq and is a predicted model, not a curated record. Gene Ontology annotation, biological process: regulation of DNA-templated transcription. Lineage: Eukaryota; Viridiplantae; Streptophyta; Magnoliopsida; Fabales; Fabaceae. The transcript has 6 exons.